AUGGCUGCUCCCGCCACAGAGGUCUGGUCGUCGGUACCCGAGGCUCCACCUGAUGCCAUCUUUCAGCUGACAGCAGCCUACAAGGCCGACCAAUACGAGAAGAAGGUCAACCUGGGUGUUGGAGCUUACAGAGACAACAAUGGCAACCCCUGGGUGCUGCCGUCUGUGAAGAAGGCCCAAGCUGCUCUGAUCGCAGAUGAGUCAGUAGACCACGAGUACCUGUCCAUCACAGGUCUCGCCGAGUUCACCGCCGCCUCAGCCAAGCUCAUCCUCGGUGCUGACUCUGCAGCAAUUGCAGAGAAGCGGGUGGCCUCCGUGCAAACCAUUAGUGGAACAGGCGCAAAUCAUCUGGGCGCGACUUUCCUGUCCAAGUUCUACGACUUCAGUAAGCACGGAGGUGGAAAGCGUGAGAUUCACAUCUCGAAUCCCACAUGGGCCAAUCACAAGGCCAUCUUCAACAUGUGCCAGAUCAACCCGGUGGACUACCCUUACUACGAUGCAAAGACUGUGGGCCUGGACUUUGAGGGCUUCACUGGUGCGCUCAAGUCUGCACCCGAUGGAUCCGUCUUCCUGCUGCAUGCUUGCGCUCACAACCCCACGGGAGUAGACCCGACCCGGGAUCAAUGGCAUCAAAUUGCAGACAUCUUCGAGUCCAAGAAGCACCUUGCCUUCUUUGACUGUGCCUACCAAGGCUUCGCAUCAGGAGACCUUGAUGCAGAUGCCUACAGCGUUCGCCACUUUGUCGCACGCAAGAGCAUCUCUGUUCUGGUCUGCCAAUCGUUCGCAAAGAACGCCGGUCUGUACGGAGAGCGUGCAGGAGCCCUUCACGUCAUCUCUGCCACGCCCGAGCAGAACAAGGCCGUCUUCUCGCAACUAGCUGUGAUUCAGCGAGCCGAGAUCUCCAACCCGCCGGCAUUCGGAGCUAGGGUGGUGACUCUGCUGCUGACAGACCCAUCGCUGUGGGCGCAAUGGCAGAAGGACGUCAAGGAGAUGGCCGGCAGGAUCAUCGAGAUGCGCAAGGCUCUCUUCAGUCUGCUGACUGAGAAGUUCAAGACGCCCGCACCUGGAGGCAGCUGGGAUCACAUCAUGAAGCAAAUUGGAAUGUUCAGCUUUUUGGGUCUCAGCCCCAAGCAAGUCAAGAUGAUCGUAGACGAGGGACACAUCUACAUGACGGCCAACUCGAGAAUCUCCAUGGCCGGACUCACCACCUCCAACGUCGAGUACGUGGCGAGCUGGAUUGACAAGGCUGCCCGGAGUGCUUAG
Microstroma glucosiphilum is the source of this 1263-nucleotide messenger RNA. Its product is annotated as putative aspartate aminotransferase, cytoplasmic. Gene Ontology annotation, cellular component: cytosol. Gene Ontology annotation, biological process: L-aspartate biosynthetic process. Bases 1 to 1263 code for a protein of 420 amino acids. Gene Ontology annotation, molecular function: L-aspartate:2-oxoglutarate transaminase activity; pyridoxal phosphate binding. The record is from RefSeq and is a predicted model, not a curated record. The transcript has 3 exons. NCBI's taxonomy places the organism in Eukaryota, Fungi, Basidiomycota, Exobasidiomycetes, Microstromatales, Microstromataceae.